AUGCAUUCCAUUUGUCGCGUCCGUGGUACCGGCGAUGCGAUCGUGGGGGAUCGUCGAAGUUUCUUCAACCAUUGAUGCGGGCGCCUGUUUCCUCUUUCGUCCUUAAAAAAAAAAAAAAAAAGUAGCUUGAUGAGUGUCCAAAGUAACAGUGGAAGUGGUGGAAGUUUGGAGGGGACGCCAUCUUGGUCCCAGGUCUCCGCGUCCCCAGCACCGGGUUUGCUUUCUCGGCAGCAUCCCGCAGCGCCGGUGAAGGCCAAGGAAGGUGCCAUGGACGAACUGCAGAGCCUGGAUCCCCGGAGGCAGGAGCUGCUCGAGGCCCGUUUUAUGGGGGCCGUCAGUGGCAGCACUGGAGGGAGCACCGGCAGCACCAGUGGGGGCGCUAAGGGCUUGACAAACAAUGAAUGUUCCAACCACAGUUUUGGAAGCCUUGGAUCGUCAAGCGACAAGGAAUCGGAGGGCUCCGACGUGAAGAGGGGCAGCUCUCCUGCAUACUCGACUCCCGACAAGAAGCACUCCGAGUCGUCAAGAGGCAGGAAGCGGAAGGCGGAGGGUCAGUCCGAGUGCAGCCAAGGGAAGUCCAUCGCCCGAGGAACCAAAAUUAGCGACUACUUUGAUUUCCAGGGGGGGAAUGGAUCCAGUCCUCUGAGGGGUGCACCCCCAGUCAUCCGCUCGCCCCAGAACUCACAUUCCCACUCUGCUCCGGGCUCCACGAUGAGACAAAACAGUUCAUCUCCUACUAGCCUGUCAUUUGGGGACCACAUGAUCCAUUCAAAGCAACUGUCAUUCAAAUGUGUUCAGACUGAUCUUACUGUGCUCAAGCUGGCAGCCCUCGAAAGUAAUAAGAACCUGGACCUUGAGAAGAAAGAAGGGAGAAUAGAUGAUCUGCUCAGGGCAAACUGUGAUCUCAGGAGACAAAUAGACGAACAGCAGAAGUUACUUGAGAAGUAUAAAGAGCGAUUAAAUAAAUGUAUCACCAUGAGCAAGAAGCUGCUUAUCGAAAAGAGCACGCAGGAGAAGCAGGCGUGCCGCGAGAAGAGCAUGCAGGACCGGCUGCGGCUCGGCCACUUCACCACAGUGCGACACGGCGCCUCCUUCACGGAGCAGUGGACCGACGGAUUCGCCUUCCAGAACCUGGUCAAACAGCAAGAGUGGAUCAACCAGCAGAGGGAGGAGAUCGAGAGGCAGAGGAAACUCCUGGCCAAGAGGAAGCCGCCAUCCGGCAGCAGCUCACAAGCGCCGGCCGCCAGCUCCGAGCCCAAGCAGAGGAAAGCCAAGGCAGUGAACGGCGCCGAGAGCGACCCGUUCAUCAAGCCCAGCCUGCCGCAGCUGUUAAGUGUAGCCGAGUACCACGAGCAGGAAGAGAUCUUCAAACUGCGGCUGGGGCAUCUUAAGAAGGAGGAAGCCGAGAUCCAGGCAGAAUUGGAGCGUCUUGAAAGAGUACGCAACCUUCACAUCCGGGAACUGAAGAGGAUAAAUAAUGAGGACAGCUCACAGUUCAAAGAUCAUCCGACCCUGAACGAACGAUAUCUACUGCUGCACCUGCUCGGACGGGGGGGCUUCAGUGAAGUUUAUAAGGCCUUCGACCUGUUUGAGCAGCGGUACACCGCGGUCAAGAUCCACCAGCUCAACAAGAACUGGAGGGAGGAAAAGAAGGAGAACUACCACAAACAUGCCUGUCGAGAGUACAGAAUACACAAGCAGCUGGAUCACCCUAGAAUAGUGAAGCUGUACGACUAUUUCUCUCUGGACACAGAUACGUUCUGUACGGUAUUGGAAUACUGUGAAGGCAACGACCUGGACUUCUACUUGAAGCAGCAUAAGCUCAUGUCGGAGAAGGAGGCGCGCUCCAUCGUCAUGCAGAUUGUGAACGCGCUGCGAUACUUGAACGAGAUCAAGCCGCCUAUCAUUCACUACGACCUCAAACCUGGUAACAUUUUGCUGGUGGACGGCACCGCCUGUGGGGAAAUCAAGAUCACGGACUUCGGCCUGUCCAAGAUAAUGGACGACGACAACUAUGGCGUGGACGGGAUGGACUUGACGUCACAGGGAGCGGGAACCUACUGGUACCUACCUCCCGAGUGUUUUGUAGUUGGCAAAGAACCUCCGAAGAUCUCCAACAAGGUGGAUGUUUGGUCUGUGGGGGUCAUCUUUUUCCAGUGUCUUUAUGGAAGGAAGCCAUUUGGCCACAAUCAGUCCCAGCAGGACAUCUUGCAGGAGAACACCAUACUCAAAGCCACUGAAGUUCAGUUCCCUGUCAAGCCUGUCGCCAGUAACGAAGCCAAGGGCUUCAUAAGGCGCUGUCUGGCGUACCGAAAGGAAGACCGCAUCGACGUGCACCAGCUCGGUAGUGACUCCUACCUGCUUCCACACAUGAGACGGUCCAACUCCUCAGGGAACUUGCAGAUGGGUGGUUCUGGCACCUCUGGUCCCGCCCCCUCCGGCAUCACCUCCUACUGAGAGCUCAGGCUCAGCGACAGUGUUCUUGACCCACCCCAACCCCCGAGGCCACGGCAACCACUCAGCAAGUGAAAAAGGACUAAGCCCCCCCCCCCGGGGGAGUCCUUCGGAUGUUGCUGUGACGACUCUUACUGCGUAGGCCACACUGGGCUACAUAUGGAUGUUUACUUUCAUGGAAUGAAAAUGGACGUUUAAACAAAACGACAAAAAAAAGAACUGACUUUUUUGUUUUUCCCCAUUUCAAGUGGGGCCUGUCAGAGGCCGCAGAUUCAACAGCACUGCGUCAAAGUAGCUUGAAACGUGACUCCUGUAAUUUGAGUUGUCUUGCUGGUUGGAUGACCUGGAAGACGGAGAGGGAAACAGAGCAGCCUGCUGUUUUAAGGUCUCUGCGCCCGCCCAGCACAGGGGAUUAAACCGCUGUGAGUUUAUUUCAGGAGUCCCGUGGUUCCCACAGCAGUCUUGCCGUCGGCGGCGAUGCGAGGAAAGGGAGUCUCGCUCUACGCCGAGCGCCUCCUUUGGGCCGUCUGGCAAACUGAGGACUCAGGGGCGGCCCCCUCCCUCAUGCAGGCUCGCACUGUGGAAUGCACAAAGUAACCAAAUGUAGACAAACUGCAAUGUAUAGAAUCCUAUGCAGGAAGAUUUAAAAAAGAAAUAAACCCUCUUAGAAAAUAAAUGUAUAUUUACUGUACAGGACUCAAUUUCAGUUAUUUUUGAAUUUCAGCAGAUUCUGUACAAUUUUUUUUUCUCCCUACUAUUCAUUGUAAAUCUCUUGAAAUGUGUUUAAUUUUUGCUGCUAUAGGUGUUUCACUUUGGAAUAAGGCAGCAUGGUUUAAGAUUUAGGUACAAGAUUGUACAGUUCUGAUGAAAAGAAAUACCAGUUACUGGGAAAAACACAGCAUGUUGAAAAUUGGAGACUUUGGCUGGAAGCUGUCCUGCGUGGGUUUUUUUUUUUUUUUUACUUUUGUUUUUUUUUUGUAUUUAAAUUGCAUCGCGUGGGGGAGUCGGGCAGCCAGCACCGAUUCAGCUUCAGCACUGCAGUGAGAUUGCUUCACUGCAGUAAAUCUCUUUAUCCGCCAUGGAAGUACCCGGACUGUGUGUCUGUGUUGGAUCGGGUGACACGACUUGGCGUGUCGGUGCUUCGCUGGACAGCAGAAUGCCACACAUUGUGGCCGCUCUGGAAGACGACAUAAUUUGAUGUAAUAACGUAAUAUGACGUUUCGGUCAAAUUUUGCCGUACCUGUCAACCUGUAUGUCCCUCCCAUUCUUCAGCGAUGACGAGCCUUGUGUUCACCUCGAGGUGCAAGGCCCCCCCCCCCCCACUGUACACAGAAAGGUACCUGGGAAAACCAUAAAGGAGGCAGUCGAAAUGGUCGACCGGUAAGACGCGAUCUGAGCGCCUCAACGUGCCUCGGCUUCCUGCUAACGUUUGUUGUCAUUAAAGAGAAUCCAUCAGCACUGGUUUUAA
Messenger RNA from Brienomyrus brachyistius, 3922 nucleotides. Its product is annotated as serine/threonine-protein kinase tousled-like 1-B. The transcript has 22 exons. The record is from RefSeq and is a predicted model, not a curated record. Gene Ontology annotation, molecular function: ATP binding; protein serine/threonine kinase activity. Gene Ontology annotation, biological process: peptidyl-serine phosphorylation; intracellular signal transduction; chromosome segregation. Gene Ontology annotation, cellular component: nucleus. Lineage: Eukaryota; Metazoa; Chordata; Actinopteri; Osteoglossiformes; Mormyridae. Bases 130 to 2457 code for a protein of 775 amino acids.